AUGCGGUUCGUUACGCUAGUCGCGCUACUCGGCGUUGUACUCUCGAGCACCGCAUUCCUACCCUGUGACGCCUUCCUGUGGUUCUUCGGCCGCAACAAAGGUAGUGGUAAGGUUAGCAUGUUUUUCCACGCCAUUCCAUACAUCUUCCGUAAGUCGGGGUGCGUGCCAUGGGUCAACAAGGCCACCAACGACGACAUCUUGUCAAACAAGUACAUUUACAUCGACUUGUUCAGCCGCAAGCACCACGACGCCAUAGAAGCCACUCCCCAAGAUGAUGACACCGUCAACAAGCGUACCAACAUCCUCCUUUACCAGGUCAAUACGGACCUGCUUCCCCACACCUACAACAAUCCCACCCUCGGCGACGUCAUGUACUACAGCCAGCUGCUCCAGGAGUACGGUGAAUACGACAGGCGUACGAUCCUGACUUACAAGGAUGACCUCAAGCGUCUGUGUGUUUUGAUCGAGUCGUUCGACGGCUUUGGCGAACGUGUUUCCAUGCGCCUGUACCGCGCCAGAAGGAAGGUGUGGUGGUUGAAGCAGGUGGCUAGCGAGGGUAACGUCCUCUCGGACACCUGGGCCACCGUCAUGAGCAGCCUCGGCUGGACCACCCCCAAGCCAGUCGUCAAGCAGACCCUCAACAUCAAGGAAUCCAACUGUCCUAUUGGUAUGGUCAACCACAAGGCGUCGACGUACGAUCUCAUUUACAACCGCAGCCCUUCUGCUGGAACCGAGAGCAUUGGUGACGUUAUUUUCCGUACGAUGCCGAUGACCCUCAUGCCUGGAAGCACCGACCUCUACGUCUGGCGUUUCUUCGAAUCGGGGAAACACGAAAAUAUCAAGUAUGUGGUCAUUGCCGAAGUUUUCCCUACCCACUCCACGCACACGUACUACAAAUGUUUGUCCGUCGCCGAGUCGCAGUAUGAGGUGGUUGACUCCUUUGCCGCGGUGACGGACUCCCCCGAGAAGUUGGAGACCGCGCUUCCAUUGCCUAACUACACCAAGGAACUCGUAGAGCUGUCGUACAACUUCGGCAACACCCGUGACCAUCCAUUUGAGUCGGAGCUUGUUGUGCUUGCCUACCCCGAGACGAAGCACUACUUGAUCCGUCCCCUGUCGAGGGAAAACCUGAAGGUCAUCAUGAAGUUGGCGGUGCACGGUAGCCACAACGGCUUCGACCUGGGAAUCGCCGAAGCAGACGGGUACACAUACUUGGCGUUCACUGAGAUCGACAAGAAGUUCCAGCGCAGGAUCAGUUUGGCCUCGGUCAACGGCACAAAGUUUGGCCUGAUUUCUGCGCGCGUCUCUUUGGAAAAGUCAGUGCCUCCGGACAUGCCACUCUGUGAUCAGCAUACGUUCUCCUUGCUGAGACACGCUCUCCCGGUGCAGUAUUUGAGCUUGCCACAUAACGAAAGGAUCAGCAUGGCCAAGUUCGUCGACUUGGACAUCAUGGACUACAACGAGGCUGAUGUGCUCGCCGGGCAGGUCGGCCACGGGAUGAUCCUCUACACCCCGAGUUUGGGCGCCUGCUUGGGGUUCAAAAACCUCGUGAUCGGCAAGGAACAGUCGAUGACGUUGAAGGCAUCGAUGAACACGCAGGUGCUGGUGGCUGAAAAUGGAAAGAAGACUGUGAUUGCUCUGGUGCAGGAUGGUGUGAAGGAGAUGCAACUGUACGAGACUAACGGAAACAGUGCAACGCUGGUGGAUGCGAACAAAAAGUUUAAGUUGCUGAAGGAGUACAAUUUGGCCGAAUUCGAUCGCAUUACGAAGGAUGGUGUCACUCCGGUGCAGAGCAUGAUUACUCUGAACCUGAACGACCCAAUGGUAAAUGGUGAUGUCGAGCUGUUCAUGGUGUCCAAUAACGUCGUUGUGUACACUCCACAAAAUGCGGAAAGUCGCAUUUUGGUCUUCGUUUGGGGACGCGAGCAGCUCAUGUUUGAGGAGACGAGCAACCCAAUUUUCACAGUCAUUACCGGCAGCGCGCAGAAGUACUUGUUGGUCGACGACUUCGUUGCCCAGGGCAACCGCAUUGACAGAUACCUGUACGCCAUGGAGGAAAACAUUUUGUACAACAAGUUGAGGCUACUCAGCAAGGUGCAGUGCUCAACUGCUUCCAGCGUGAACGAUCUCCGCAAUGCCCUGCAGAACACGUGGUAUAGUAUAAUCCCUGAGAAGCUUCCGGUGCUUGCCGACUUCCACGACGGCCGUAUUGGAAAUGCCGCCUUCACUUACCACAACAUGUCGACGUUGUUCUUGAACCACGACCACGAGUUCAGCGUGGGUGUCUUGAAGAUCGGCCAGACUUCGGCGGAGACUGAAGCCGGACACCGGUGGCGCCAGGUCUUCCGUAACGCGGAGGGCGAAGGCAACGUGUACAACAUUUACACCAUGGUCCCCAAGGGUAUCAAGCACGACAGGAUUAACACUAACAACAAGAUGACUACUGACGCCAUUGUAACCUUCCGUCGUCGCCUCUACCCGGCACUGAACAAGGAUGCCGUCCCACUGAUGUUGGAAAACCUCAAUUUCAGUGACGUGAAAUCGGUUACGUCUAAGAUUGGCAACAUCAAGGUCACGGUUGUGAAGCCCAGUGAUACCUCUAAGGUGUUCAAUCCGCUGGUAUUCGGCCACCACGAGAUUCAGUUCGUGUCGGCCUACAAGUGUGUCAAGGUCACCAUUUCCCAGCAGCCGGAUGGCUUGCGUGAAAUCAGCGCCGACCUGAGCCACUCAGACGGAGGCUCUUCUAUGAUUAACUUCCGUGAGAAGAACCCCGGUUCCGGUUUCUUCCGUUUCGUCAGGGAUGACGAGGAAUCCAACGCGGCAGAAGGCCGCUUCGUGGAUGUUAACGAAAUGUUCGCUGACUACGCGCGUCAUUUCGACAAUUUGGAUGUUGUGGACUUCAACAACGGCAUUUUCCCGCACUACGUGCGGUACCUGACCCUGUCUGAAAACAAGGUGUACUUCACGGGCAACGUCAUGCAUACCGGUCUGCGCGUGGUGUUCGGAACGCACACCGUGAUUGUGGACCAGUCUUCCGGCCGCUUCCACCUCUGGGUUACCUACCCAGGCCAGAAGUCGGAGACAGCGACGCUGCACGUACACUACACCGCCGAGGAGAAGCCCGUCUCGGCGUUCUACACCGUGGAGAACUCCAACGACGCGAAGAUGCUCAGGCGCCCCCGCGAAUACAACUGCAACUGGGGACCACUGAGCAACCUGGAGUUCGUAACCGUGAACCACAUUCUGACCCGCCACACUCAGCUUCGCAGCGAGCUGGCGACGGUGAACCUGGAUUUGGCUGUCGGCGCUAAGUCGCCAGUGAUUAUCAAGAUGACCCGCGACCCGAGCACCACCGUCUACACCACGCUUGCCUCCUCGGGAUGCGUCAUUGACCACAUCAUGUACAAGGGCGCAAUCAUCCGCGGAGUGCCGAAGCAGAUUGUGAAGCAUGUGUACCACUCCGUGGGACCGAAAGACGAAAUAGUACUGAUUGUUGUGCGCACCAUCGCGGGAGUGAUGGCGCAGGCGUACAAAUUCACCGGUAGGGGAUCCUUCGAAACGGUGGACAUGUCGAGGGUGGACGCUACGGACCACUCCAGCAUUCACUUCGUGAUGAACAACCUGUCGUAG
Babesia bigemina is the source of this 3630-nucleotide messenger RNA. RefSeq lists its product as hypothetical. The record is from RefSeq and is a predicted model, not a curated record. The transcript has a single exon. Bases 1 to 3630 code for a protein of 1209 amino acids. NCBI's taxonomy places the organism in Eukaryota, Apicomplexa, Aconoidasida, Piroplasmida, Babesiidae.